This is a messenger RNA of Zea mays, 2071 nucleotides long. Its product is annotated as permease 1. The record is from RefSeq and is a predicted model, not a curated record. The transcript has 14 exons. Gene Ontology annotation, molecular function: transmembrane transporter activity. Lineage: Eukaryota; Viridiplantae; Streptophyta; Magnoliopsida; Poales; Poaceae. The coding region runs from base 172 to 1671 and encodes 499 amino acids. Gene Ontology annotation, biological process: transmembrane transport. Gene Ontology annotation, cellular component: membrane.
GGCGAUUCUUCCCCCGACCGCUUCUUCGCAAACCUCCCCCUCUCCCAUCGACUUCCUCCGUCGUCCGUCGCACUGCCACGGAUCACCCUCUUCCUUCGUCUUCCUCCACAAAACCUACAGCGCUGGUGCGCCGAGGAGCUAGCUAGCUAGCCCGGCCGGCCGGCCGGCGCCAUGCCUCCCGUGAAGGCCGAGGACCUGGUUGUGCACGCCGUCAAGGAGCAGUUCGCCGGCCUCGACUACUGCAUCACCAGCCCCCCGCCAUGGAUCACGACGGUGCUCGUUGGCUUCCAGCACUACCUGGUCAUGCUCGGCACCACCGUCCUCAUCGCCACCAUCAUCGUCCCGCUCAUGGGCGGCGGCCAUGCCGAGAAGGCGAUCGUGAUCCAGACCAUCCUGUUCCUCUCCGGGAUCAACACGCUGCUGCAGGUCCACUUCGGCACGCGGCUCCCCGCCGUGAUGAGCGGCUCCUACACCUACAUCUACCCGGCCGUGGCCAUCAUCCUGAGCCCGCGAUACGCGCUCCUCAUCGACCCUCUCGAGAGAUUCGUGUUCACGAUGAGGUCGCUCCAGGGCGCGCUCAUCAUCGCCGGCGUCUUCCAGGCCGUCGUCGGCUUCUUCGGCAUAUGGAGAGUCUUUAUUAGGUUCCUGAGCCCCCUCGCGGCGGUCCCCUUCGUCACGCUCACGGGCCUGGGACUCUUCUUCUUCGCGUUCCCCGGGGUCACCAAGUGCAUCGAAGUGGGUCUCCCCGCCCUUGUCCUCCUGGUGAUCUUCGCAGAGUACGCCUCCCACGUGUUCGCUAAGGGGAGCUUCGUGUUCAGCCGGUGCGCCGUGCUGGUGACCGUCGUGAUCAUCUGGAUCUACGCCGAGAUCCUGACGGCGGCCGGCGCCUACAACGAGAGGGGCCCUGUGACGCAGUUCAGCUGCCGCGCCGACCGCUCCGGGAUCAUCCAGGGCUCACCUUGGGUGAGGUUUCCUUAUCCGUUCCAGUGGGGAUACCCCAUUUUCUGCUUCCAGGAUUGCUUCGCCAUGCUGGCGGCUUCUUUUGCGUCGCUUAUUGAGUCUACCGGCACCUUAAUCGCAGUGUCAAGAUACUCAGGCGCGACGUUCUGCCCACCCUCCGUCUUCUCACGUGGAAUUGGCUGGGAGGGUAUAUCUAUCAUACUGGACGGGAUGUGCGGUACACUGACAGGAACAGCGGCUUCAGUUGAGAAUGCAGGUCUACUGGCAGUGACGCGAGUUGGAAGCCGGCGAGUCAUUAAGAUCUCAGCCUUGUUCAUGAUUUUCUUCUCCUUGUUUGUAAUUGCACCUGACUGGUACGAACUGCAACUCAACAGCCAAAUUUGGGGCGGUUCUUGCAUCCAUUCCAUUGCCUAUUUUCGCUGCACUGUACUGCGUCCUCUUCGCUUAUUCAGCUGGUGCAGGCUUCAGCUUACUCCAGUACUGCAACCUCAACUCCUUGAGGACAAAGUUCAUACUCAGCAUCUCGUUGUUCCUGGGGCUGUCCAUCCCACAGUACUUCCGGGUCUACGAGAUGUUCUUCGGCUUCGGACCAGUUCACACCCAUUCAGUAGCGUUCAACGUGAUGGUCAAUGUCAUCUUCUCAUCGCCGGCGACGGUGGCCGCCAUACUGGCCUACCUUCUGGACUGCACCCACCUGUACUGGGAGGCUAGUGUGAAGAAGGACAGGGGCUGGUUCUGGUGGGAGAAGUUCAAGUCCUACAAGUAUGAUGGCAGGAGCGAGGAGUUCUACCGUCUUCCUUAUGGCUUGAGCAGGUACUUCCCCUCGCUCUAGGACGCCGGGAGGAAGACGACGGACCCAAGUUCUAUGUAGCUGCUCGAGCGUAGAAGCUGAACAUCAGUUGAAGGCAACAGAACCAUAUGUUAUUUUCAUAUAUCAAGCAGUUGGGAGGGAGCUUGAUGUUUUGAUUUACCUUGUAAAACAUUUUGGAUGAUAAACUUUUGCAAUUACUGGGAGAGUAGGAUCAACCAGGGGAGAAUUCUGCAACAAUUCAGUCACCGUUUUUGCUUCAGAUUCGAAACAGAACACAGAUGCCUUCACAGGCUUCGAUUA